AUGCCUUCCACUUCUCUCGCCGACCUGGUGGCCGCCCUCCCCUCGGAGGACACCUGGGGCCCCUCCACCUCUGCCGAUAACAUGCUUGCAGGUGUGCCAUAUGCUCCUUUCUCCAAGGGCGACAAGCUUGGCCGCAUGGCCGACUGGACUGCUGAGAGCAAGGAGCGUCAGAACCAGCGUCCCCAGUACAACCGUGGUUUCAGAGACCAGCAGGUGUACGGUGCCGGUACUUCCAACCUCUUCACUGUCGCAGCCGCCGAGGACGAGUCCUCUUUCUCCGUCGUCGAUAACACUCGCGUCCAGAAGCGCGGUUUCGGCCGUGGCGGUGGCACCGUUUUCCGUGGCCGUGGUGGUCAGCGCGGUGCUGCCAACCAGCGCGGUGGACGCGGUGGCUUCCAGCGUGCUGGCCCUGUUGGCCGCGGUCAGCAGAGCGGCUACCAAUUCAGCGAGCGUGGCGGUGGUCGCGGUGGCCGUGGUGGCCGUCGUUUCGGCUGGAGGGACUACGACAAGCCCCAGCGCAUUCGCGAGGCCUCUGUCAACAUUCGCCCUGACUGGAAGAUGCUCGAGGAGGUUGACUUCACCCGUCUCCCCCCCGUCAAGAACGCCGAGCGCAGAAUGCAGGCCCUCGACCGUGCUGCCUACAAUGUCACCACCUCCCAGGAUCCCGUCAUCAACGAGCUCUCCGAGAAGAACGCCGCUACCGUCUUCGCCACCUCCGAUAUCCUGUCCAUGCUGAUGUGCGCCACCCGCAGCGUCUACUCGUGGGAUAUCGUCAUCGUCCACCAGGGCGACAAGAUCUACUUCGACAAGCGCGACGGUGCCUCCUUCGACAUGGUCAGCGUCAACGAGAACGCCAUCGAUGCGCCCCUUGAGGCCGCCGAGGCCGCCGGCAAGCAGGAGCAGAUCAACACCCCCAACGCCCUCGCCAUGGAAGCCACCAUCAUCAACCACAACUUCGCCCUGCAGACCCUGAUCGAGUCCGACAAGUCCAAGGUUUCCUUCGCCAAGCCCAACCCCUUCUACGACGAGACCGAGGAGACCGAGCCCCUCGCCUCCAAGGGCUACAAGUACCGCCGCUUCGACAUCUCCCUCGAGCGCGACGAGGAGCCCGUCUCCAUGGUCGUCCGCACAGAGGUCGACGCCGUCAUGAAGGGCGGCCCCACCGGCUCCGAGGACCAGCAGCUCAUCAUCAAGGCCCUGAACGAGUUCGACCCCAAGGCCCAGGGCUCCGGCGGUGCCCUCGACUGGCGCAGCAAGCUCAACUCCCAGCGUGGUGCCGUCCUCGCCACCGAGAUGAAGAACAACAGCGCCAAGCUCGCCCGCUGGACUACCCAGGCUAUCCUGGCCAAGGCCGACGGCAUGAAGCUCGGCUUCGUCUCCCGUGUCAACCCCCGCUCUGCGGCUGCUCACGUCGUCCUCGGCGUUGCGGGCUACAAGCCCCGCGAGUUCGCUAGCCAGAUGAACCUUAACCUCGGUAACGGUUGGGGUAUUGUUCGUACUAUCGUUGACCGUAUCCGUUCUCUGGAUUCGGAGGAGCCCGCUGAGAAGGUUAAGAAGUACGUCCUCAUUAAGGACCCUAACAAGUCUGUCCUGCGUCUGUACAGCGUUCCUGCUACUACUUUCGAGGAGGAGGAUGAGGAGCUUGAGGAGGAGAAGGAGGAGAAUGAUGAGGCUGAUGAGUAG
Messenger RNA from Penicillium mononematosum, 1683 nucleotides. Its product is annotated as eukaryotic translation initiation factor 3 subunit D. The transcript has 3 exons. The record is from RefSeq and is a predicted model, not a curated record. Lineage: Eukaryota; Fungi; Ascomycota; Eurotiomycetes; Eurotiales; Aspergillaceae. Gene Ontology annotation, molecular function: translation initiation factor activity. Gene Ontology annotation, cellular component: cytoplasm; eukaryotic translation initiation factor 3 complex. The coding region runs from base 1 to 1683 and encodes 560 amino acids. Gene Ontology annotation, biological process: translational initiation.